Messenger RNA from Ceratosolen solmsi marchali, 2699 nucleotides. RefSeq names its product DNA topoisomerase 3-beta (gene Top3beta). Lineage: Eukaryota; Metazoa; Arthropoda; Insecta; Hymenoptera; Agaonidae. The transcript has 14 exons. Gene Ontology annotation, biological process: DNA repair; DNA recombination; DNA topological change. The coding region runs from base 39 to 2594 and encodes 851 amino acids. Gene Ontology annotation, molecular function: DNA binding; DNA topoisomerase type I (single strand cut, ATP-independent) activity. Gene Ontology annotation, cellular component: nucleus. The record is from RefSeq and is a predicted model, not a curated record.
AUUAAAAACGAUUAUUUUGAGUUAAUUAUAUAUAGAAAAUGAAGACUGCAUUUAUGGUAGCUGAAAAGCCUUCAUUGGCUGCAUCUUUAGCAAAUAUUUUAAGUAAUGGAAAAUGUAGUUCCAGAAAAGGUUCAAAUGGAUCUUGCUCCGUUCAUGAAUGGGUUGGGCAGUUUAGAAAUGAAACUGUAAAUUUUAAAAUGACGUCUGUUUGUGGACAUGUUAUGAGUUUGGAUUUCAUUGGAAAAUAUAAUAACUGGGAUAAAGUUGAUCCUGCAGAGCUAUUUUCUUGUUCAACUGAAAAAAAAGAAGCGGUUCCAAAACUCAAAAUACCAAGUUUUCUUUUGAAAGAAGGCGGAUAUUGUGAUUAUUUGGUUUUAUGGUUAGAUUGUGAUAAAGAAGGAGAAAAUAUUUGUUUUGAAGUAAUCAAUGCCGUUCAACAGGGAGUAUCAAGAAAAUUGAGCCCAAAUGAUAUAUGGAGAGCUAAAUUUUCUGCAAUCACUGAUAAAGAUAUUAAAGCUGCUUUGGCCAACCUUAUCAAACCAAAUGAAAAUGAAGCAAAAAGUGUCGAUGCUCGUCAAGAGCUUGAUUUACGAAUUGGAUGUGCUUUUACAAGAUUUCAAACUAAAUUUUUUCAAGGAAAAUAUGGUGAUUUAGAUGCAUCGUUAAUUUCAUAUGGCCCUUGUCAAACUCCUACAUUAGGUUUUUGUGUACAAAGACACGAUGAGAUCCAAACUUUUAAACCAGAUCCAUAUUGGGUUUUGCAGGUCACGGUAAAGUCAUCCGAUGGUCAAGACGUAAUUUUAAGCUGGAGUCGCGUAAGAUCAUUUGAUAAAGAAGUAGCUAAUAUUUUUCUUAGUCAUGUUAAAGAGCAUGAUUAUGCUGUAGUGGCCAGUAUUCAGAGCACUGAAAAAUCAAAAGCAAGACCUAUAGCAUUAAACACUGUAGAAUUAAUGAGAGUUGCUAGCUCUGGAUUAGGUAUGGGACCACAUCAUGCUAUGCAGAUUGCUGAACGUCUUUAUACUCAGGGUUAUAUAAGUUAUCCUAGAACAGAAACAACAUCUUACCCCGAAAAUUUUGAAUUACUGUCAACUUUGAAACAACAACAAAACAGUUCAGAUUGGGGAGAUGAAGUACGUAAAAUUUUAAGUAGCGGAAUUAUUAAGCCUAAAAAAGGACACGAUGCUGGUGAUCAUCCUCCUAUAACUCCAAUGAAGUUGGCUAGUAGAAAUGAAUUAGAUGGAGAUUCUUGGAGGCUUUAUGAUUAUAUCACAAGACAUUUUAUCGCAACUCUUGCCCGAGAUUGCAAGUAUCUCAGCACUACGGUCAAAUUUGAAAUUGGCUUUGAGAUAUUUACAGUCACGGGACAUUCUCUGGUUGAUCCUGGCUAUACAAGUUUAUUGACUUGGCAGGCAUUGAAUAAUGAGUCACUGCCUCGAUUUACCGUAGGUGAAAAAAUUAAGAUUUUGGAUAUACGAUAUUAUAAAUUUGUUACACAACCUCCUGACUAUCUAACAGAAUCAGAAUUAAUUACUUUGAUGGAGAAACAUGGUAUAGGAACGGAUGCUUCUAUACCCGUACACAUAAAUAAUAUCUGUAUAAGAAAUUAUGUUAAUGUGGCGACAGGAAGGAAACUUAUUCCAACAUCAUUGGGCAUCGUUUUGGUUCACGGUUACCAAAAGAUUGAUCCAGAAUUGGUUCUACCGACGAUGCGUUCUGCAGUGGAGGAGCAGUUGAAUCUCAUAGCUGUGGGACGGGUUGACUUUCAUGCUGUUCUCCAACAUACCGUUGAGAUUUUCAAGCAAAAGUUUCACUAUUUUGUACAGACUAUAGAUGCGAUGGAUCAACUGUUUGAAGUUUCGUUUUCUCCGUUGUCAGCAUCUGGAAAGUCGCACUCGAGAUGUGGCAAGUGUCGGCGCUAUAUGAAAUACAUUCAAACUAAGCCAUCUCGCUUACAUUGUUCUCAUUGUAACGAAACGUAUAAUCUACCUCAGAAUGGAAAUAUUAGAAUAUAUAAGGAGCUUAAGUGUCCACUAGAUGAUUUUGAACUGCUUUCGUGGUCUACGGGUACACGCGGAAAGAGUUAUACUUUCUGUCCGUACUGCUUUAAUAAUCCACCAUUCAGGGAUAUGAAGAAAGGUUUGAGUGGAUGUAAUGCUUGUACACAUCCUACCUGCCCUCAUGGUCUGAAUUCGAAUGGUUUGUCAAGUUGUUUGGAAUGUGAGAGCGGCAUUCUAGUCUUAGAUCCCUCGGCCGCGCCAAAAUGGAAGAUCGUUUGUAAUCGAUGUGAUGUGAUCAUUCAUCUCUUCGAAAAUGCGCAUAAAGUUAUGGUUGAAGCGGACGACGUUUGUAAUUGUGGGGCUCAGUUGGUUACCGUUGAAUACAAGCAGGAUAAGAGUAAGCUACCGAAUGAGGAAACUGAGAUGACGGGUUGUGUCUUUUGCACGCCGGUGUUUACGAGUCUCGUUGAAAAGCAUCGGGCAGUCGCAUCGAAGCCGGUGGCAACGCGGGGCCGUGGCCACGGAAAAGGCCGCAACCGGGGUAAGCCUCGUCCGCCGAAAGACAAAAUGGCGCAGCUGGCUGCUUACUUCGUCUGAGGAUCUAUGCCCCGUUUUCCCAUCUGCCGAUCAUUAUGGCUAAGGAUCGACCGACAAUUUAUUUAUUUUUAGUUAUUCUCCAUCCUCUUGAAAAUAUUCAAUUAU